Sphenostylis stenocarpa is the source of this 1512-nucleotide messenger RNA. NCBI's taxonomy places the organism in Eukaryota, Viridiplantae, Streptophyta, Magnoliopsida, Fabales, Fabaceae. The record is from the annotation of a GenBank genome assembly.
AUGGGCAUCAUAGGGGCUGGGGUAAGUGGCAUAGCAGCUGCGAAACAGUUAUCCCAUCACAACCCUAUUGUUUUUGAGGCCUCAGAUUCCAUUGGUGGGGUUUGGAGCCAUUGCUCCUACAACUCCACCAAGCUUCAGUCUCAUCGUCGUGAUUACGAAUUCACCGAUUUCCCUUGGCCUCAAAGGGACAACCCCGAUUUUCCCACCCAUUUGGAGAUACUCAGUUAUCUCCACUCUUAUGCUCAACACUUUGAUGUUCUCAAGAACAUCAGGUUCAACUCCAAGGUGGUGGAAAUCCGCUUCACCGGCAACCGGGAAGUCUCUGGCUGUGCAAGCCCUUUUCCCGGUCAGCAUGUGUGGGAAGUUGCUGUGCAGACCAAUCACUCAGACACCAUUCAGUGGUAUGGGUUCGAAUUUGUUGUGGUUUGCGUUGGGAAAUAUGGGGACAUACCCAAGAUUCCAUCGUUUCCACAGAAGAAAGGGCCAGAGAUAUUCGAGGGAAAGGUGAUGCAUACGCUAGAUUACAGUAAACUUGACCAGGAAGCUGCUACUGAACUUCUCAAAGGGAAAAAGGUGGUGGUGGUUGGUUUCAAAAAGUCAGGUCUUGAUUUAGCCAUGGAGUGUGCACAGGCAAAUCAAGGACCCGAAGGACAAGCUUGCACCAUGAUUGUGAGGACUUUGCAUUGGACAGUUCCCCAUUACUGGAUUUGGGGACUGCCGUUUUUCUUGUUCUUCUCAACAAGAUCUUCUCAGUUCAUCCACGAGAGACCAGAUCAAGGCUUACUCAGGACUCUUCUUUGCCUCAUGUUAUCCCCACUGAGGCGUGGCAUUUCAAAGUUUAUUGAGUCCUACCUUCUUUGGAAACUUCCAUUGGAGAAAUAUGGAUUAAAACCAGAACACCCCUUUGUGGAGGAUUAUGCAUCUUGUCAAAUGGCCAUCAUGCCAGAAAAUUUCUUCUCCGAGGCAGAAAAAGGCAAAAUUGUCUUCAAGAAGGCAUCAAUGUGGUGGUUCUGGAAUGGAGGGAUUGAAUUUGAAGACAACACUAGGCUGAAUGCUGAUGUAGUGGUUCUUGCAACUGGUUUUGAUGGAAAGAAAAAACUGAAAACUAUUUUACCAGAGCCUUUUUGUAGCCUGUUGGAGUACCCUUCUGGUAUUAUGCCUUUAUAUAGGGGAACUAUCCAUCCAUUGAUUCCAAACAUGGCCUUUGUGGGUUUCGUUGAAAGUGUUUCAAAUCUUCACUCGUCAGAGCUACGUUCCAUGUGGCUUUCUGGGCUGGUAGAUGACAAAUUUAAGCUCCCAAGUGUUGAGAGCAUGCUUUCGCAAACUGCUGAGGAGAUAGAAGUGAUGAAGAGGUCAACUAGGUUCUAUAAGAGGCACUGCAUUUCAACUUACAGCAUCAACCAUAGCGAUGAAAUUUGCAAGGAUUUGGGGUGGAGUUCCUGGAGGAAGAAGAACUGGUUAUCCGAAGUAUUUGGCCCCUAUAGCAUUGAAGACUAUGCCAAGGAAGAUUGA